AUGAUAAGUUUUUUGAUUCUUGCUAUUUAAGCAUAUGGAAGAAAUUUGUAAUAAGGAGGAAAUCCAUUAUAAAAGGGAGAGAAGUGGAACCAAACUAAUUAAGCAUUAGAUUAAAUUUUCGAACAUAUAUCAACCAAUCUCACUUAAUAACAAGGGGAUGAAUUAGAAUUAAUUGAAGGCUAUAUAUUCAAUGAAGGCUUCAAAUAUUAUACUAAUGCUACUUACGAUGAAAAAUAAAAGAUUUUCCUUGCUCUAAUUGGAAUGGUUGAUGAACUUGAAAAGGAGACUGAAUAAGAUCAUCUAAGACUUGAAAAGGAUGUAGAAUAUUUUAGCCAGCUAAAUAUAACAGAUAAGAAUAUUGUAUUGACAAAGAUUUCUCAAAAUCUAGAUUAAACUCUAAUGGAUUCUAAGAAAGAAUUCAAUAGUAAAGUAGUUUUAUAAAUCAUCAAUAAAGAAAUUGAAAAUUUCUAAAGUAAUCCUGAUCGUAGUACCAAAGCAACAUGGGAUAUAUAAGAAUAUAAAUAGAUUUAAGAGAAGAAUGAAUAGGAAUUGGAAGAAAUAGAAUAUUAGAUAUAAGAAUUUUUAGAUUAGGGCUUGUCUAUGGAGAAAAUUCGAGAAAAGAUAACAGAAUUUAUAGAUUACUUCUUUUCUAAUUCCACAUUAAUAGAUUCAAAUGGCAACAAUUUAGAUGAAAUGAUCAAUGAUGUGAAGCAAUAGGAAGAGCAAAUUCAACCAACAGAAUAAAUGAAAUAAUACAGAUAAAAAGUUAGAGAAUUAAUUCGAGAACUAUUAAAGGAAGGUAAAACAGAAGAUGAAAUUCAGAAAGAAGUUGAUGAUUAUCUGAGUAAGAAUGGUGUUAAUGAUUUAAGUGAUGAAGAAAGAAAUUUAAUAAAAUUAAUAAUUCAAAAAGAAAUCUUAAGAAAUAAAAGGCAACAAGAUUAUUUAAAUGAUGAAGAAACCAAAACAGCUGUCGUUCCUCAAGAUUAUAGGAAUAUUUGCUAUUAUUUUAUUGGUUAUAUUAGUAGGUUUUCUGAUUAGAAGACAUUCAAUGAAAAAAAUUCAAAAGAAAUAGAUUGGAUUAGAAUAUAAGACAAUGCCUAAGAUGUUUAACAAAAUGAAUGA
Paramecium tetraurelia is the source of this 1122-nucleotide messenger RNA. RefSeq lists its product as uncharacterized. NCBI's taxonomy places the organism in Eukaryota, Ciliophora, Oligohymenophorea, Peniculida, Parameciidae. The transcript is spliced from 2 exons. The record is from RefSeq and is a predicted model, not a curated record.